UCCUGCCGUUUCGUGUGCGCUACCAUUACACGUGUUUACACCUCUCGGACUCUUGUGAAUUGUUGUUAUUUUUUGGUGGUGUUGGCUCAGUGAAAUUUGGGUACCAAUGUCUACGGUUGACGCACAAGUGCACAGCCCGAUCGAGGGCCAUGAGGUGGUGCACGGGACCGGCCCCGGAACGACCACCAUUCUGCAGCUCGCAAUGACCGCGCUGCACCUCAGCAAAACUACUGGUCCCGAUGGCAACAGCAUCGACCACCUGCAGAGACCGCGAAAGCAGAUAACCCUGCGCGAGGUCGCUUAUCACGACUCGUACGAAGACUGCUGGAUCGUCCUGUACGAUCGAGUGUACGAUAUCACGAGGUUUCUUAGUAUGCAUCCCGGUGGACAUGACGUGCUUGUGGAGAAUGGGGGGCGCGACGCAACCAUCGCCUUCCUUAAUGCCGGCCACUCCAAGAUGGCACUAAAAUCGCUGAAGCUGUACGAGAUCGGCGAGCUGCCACCUGGCGAGCGGAUCUACCGCUACCCCGGAAAACUAACGCUGGCCCACCUUCCUGAUUGAUUGAAGAAUGGCGUGUGCAGCCUUGUCUUGUGUUUCGGAUCAGCUUUCAAAUGGUCACUACCAAUAACCAACCAGCCACAGGACCAUGACUACGUGCGGGAGAAGUGGCGACCCUCACACAUCACACUAUUUAUUACACAUUAUCGAGCACGAUGGUACGAGAGCUUUAAUUUAAGCAUAGAUGACACAGUAUUGUAACGCAGGCGAAACACCCAGUUCCAGUCCAAACGUAAUCGUAAGGUGCCCUCCAAAAGUAUAUUUCCCAUACACGGGCAGCGACAGUGCCGCGAUAACGACACUUCCACAUUCGCCCCAGCCAACGCACACGGUUAAUGCUCGGG
This is a messenger RNA of Anopheles bellator, 903 nucleotides long. RefSeq lists its product as uncharacterized. Bases 107 to 562 code for a protein of 151 amino acids. Gene Ontology annotation, molecular function: heme binding. Gene Ontology annotation, cellular component: membrane; intracellular membrane-bounded organelle. The transcript has 2 exons. The record is from RefSeq and is a predicted model, not a curated record. Lineage: Eukaryota; Metazoa; Arthropoda; Insecta; Diptera; Culicidae.